AUGGAAUUUUCAAUGGAGGAGGGAGUUGUUCCAAUGGGAGUGGAACUUGUCAAUCAGCUUCAUGAGAGGUUAAGGCCAGUGAGGUUGUCAUCAGGUAGGGAGGAUAAUGUGGUGUGGAAGUUUGAAAAUAAAGGUAUUUUCUCUACUAGUUCUGUGAUACAUGCUAUACAAGCGGAGACACUGUCAACUGAGAUAACGAGUUAUAGCUUCACGAGUUCCAUUUGGAAAGGUUUCGUACCUCCGCGAAUUGAGCUCUUUGGGUGGUUUGUGCUAGUUGGUAGAGUUAACACCAAGGAGCGGCUGACUAAAAUAGGAGUCAACAUUCUGGGUGAUAGUAUGUGUGUACUGUGUACCAAGGAAUUAGAAUCUGUUGAGCAUUUAUUCCUUAAGUGUGAGGUAACAUGGCAGGUGUGGUGCAAGUGGUUGAGGUCACUAGGAAGAGAGUGGGUGACUCCCGAAACCGUUAAAGAAUUGUUCGAGAGUUGGCAUGGCAUGCAUAAUAGACAACAAGGGCAGAAGAUGUGGAUGACAGUGUUCUUUGUAGUGAUUUCGAACAUCUGGUUGGAAAGGAAUGCACGAAUCUUUAAGAAUGCAAGAGCAAGUCUGGAGGUCAUUCACACAAGGACGGUGACGAGUUACACAGAAUGGAGUGGUGGUGAUCCUGGGGGAGGCUGA
Molecule: messenger RNA, 675 nt
Organism: Arachis ipaensis
Lineage: Eukaryota; Viridiplantae; Streptophyta; Magnoliopsida; Fabales; Fabaceae
Source: RefSeq, a predicted model, not a curated record